AAAAAAAAAAAAAAUUCCACUGGCUGUAUUUUUACUUUUGAAGUGGCCGGUCGUGCUGAUGAUUCCCGGCAACGGUAAAUGUGAAGAAGUUCAGAAACUAGUCAUCUCUGCACACUUUAAGAGCUGAAAGGCGCCUGCUGCGCGGUGGCUAUGACUGUCUGCUGCAAAAGACCAGCUGCUGUUGGUGAGCCAGCAAGUGGCACCCUGGCUGGGCUCUAGAGUGGAGUGAGCCGAUGUCCCCUCGCUGGAGAGGUGGACACUACCUGACAGCCAGGGCCUCCAGAGGAAGAACUAGGGGUGGAGGAGGCUGCUAUCUGUUUCGGGUGUGAAGAUGCUGAGCAGAUCGCCAAGAUAGCAGCCCGGCGGCCAUGGAGGCUGAAGAAACGAUGGAAUGCCUUCAGGAGUUUCCUGAACAUCAUAAAAUGAUCCUGGACCGAUUGAAUGAACAGCGGGAGCAGGACCGGUUCACCGACAUCACCCUGAUAGUCGACGGACACCAUUUUAAGGCCCACAAGGCUGUUUUGGCUGCUUGCAGUAAGUUCUUCUACAAAUUCUUUCAGGAGUUUACUCAAGAACCUUUGGUUGAGAUAGAAGGUGUUAGUAAAAUGGCCUUUCGUCACUUAAUUGAAUUCACAUAUACGGCAAAACUAAUGAUACAAGGAGAAGAAGAAGCCAAUGAUGUGUGGAAAGCAGCAGAGUUUCUACAGAUGCUAGAAGCUAUCAAAGCCCUUGAAAUCAGAAACAAAGAAAAUGCAGCUCCAUUAGAGGAAAACACCACAGGAAAAAAUGAGGCCAAAAAAAGAAAGAUUGCAGAAACUUCAAAUGUUAUCACUGAAUCAUUGCCGUCUGCAGAAUCAGAACCUGUUGAAAUUGAGGUGGAGAUUGCUGAAGGCACAAUUGAAGUAGAAGAUGAAGGUAUUGAAACAUUAGAAGAAGUGGCUUCUGACAAGCAAUGCAUAAAGUACAUACAAAGCACAGGUUCCUCUGACGAUUCCGCUCUAGCACUGUUGGCGGAUAUCACCAGCAAGUACCGUCAAGGUGAAAGAAAAGGACAGAUUCAGGAAGAUGCAUCUGACCCCCUAAGCAAACAGGUAGAAGGUAUUGAAAUUGUGGAACUUCAGCUGUCACAUGUGAAGGACUUGUUCCAUUGUGAGAAAUGUAACCGUUCAUUUAAAUUGUUUUACCAUUUUAAGGAACACAUGAAAUCACACUCCACUGAAAGUUUUAAAUGUGAAAUAUGCAAUAAAAGGUAUCUUCGAGAGAGUGCAUGGAAACAACACCUAAAUUGCUACCACCUUGAAGAAGGUGGAGUCAGUAAGAAGCAAAGAACUGGGAAAAAAAUUCACGUAUGUCAAUACUGUGAGAAACAGUUUGACCACUUUGGACAUUUUAAAGAGCAUCUACGAAAACAUACAGGUGAAAAACCUUUUGAAUGUUCAAAUUGUCAUGAACGAUUUGCUAGAAAUAGCACUCUCAAAUGUCACCUCACUGCAUGCCAAACCGGAGUAGGGGCAAAAAAGGGAAGGAAGAAGCUUUAUGAAUGCCAGGUCUGUAACAGUGUGUUUAACAGCUGGGACCAGUUUAAAGACCACUUAGUAAUACACACUGGAGAUAAACCCAACCAUUGUACUCUAUGUGACUUAUGGUUUAUGCAAGGAAAUGAACUAAGGAGGCAUCUUAGUGAUGCUCACAAUAUUUCAGAGCGUCUAGUAACUGAAGAAGUCCUUUCAGUAGAAACACAUGUGCAAACUGAACCAGUGACAUCAAUGACUAUUAUAGAACAAGUUGGGAAGGUGCACGUAUUACCAUUGCUUCAGGUCCAGGUGGAUUCAGCACAAGUAACUGUGGAACAAGUCCAUCCAGAUCUGCUCCAGGACAGCCAAGUGCAUGAUGCACAUAUAAGUGAGCUUCCAGAACAGGUCCAAGUGAGUUACCUGGAAGUGGGUCGGAUUCAGACUGAAGAAGGUACUGAAGUGCAUGUGGAGGAGCUCCAUGUUGAGCGGGUAAAUCAGAUGCCAGUCGAAGUACAAACUGAGCUUCUGGAAGCAGACUUGGACCACAUGACCCCCGAAAUCAUGAGCCAAGAGGAGAGAGAGCCUAGCCACACAGAUGCUGCUGAGCCUGCCAUGGAAGAUCUUGAAGACGCUGAGCGUUUAGAGACCAAACCAAGAGGGUAUUCCCAGGCUGGAAAAGCCGAGAAUGACAGAACAGCUCUACCAGUUUUAGAAUGAAAUAACAAAUGAGUCUGUUUCUAGAUUUACACAUCUGGUGAACUGAUGGGCAGUGUGACUGUCUGUAAGCUAACAGAUAAGUGGACCAAAGUUAAACUAUUUCCUGUUGUACUAAACUGUUCCUUUAGAAACAAACUGAUGCCCCUCCUUCCAGUUAAUGCCAUAGAGUGGGGUUAUUUCUCGUGAGUGGGAGCUUUGAGACAUGUCUUUCUGGUAACUUAAGUGGAUUAUAUUCUUAUAUGGUUGGGUAUGAAUGUACCUAUUUUCAUUGUGGUAAGGGUCUCCCUUUUCUCUUCCCCAGGUCAUGUCCUUCCUCAAAUUCUCUGCAUAGUGUAAAAUCAUACAUAAACCAUUAGAAUACUUAUGUAUUCUAAUGCAUGUUAGAAAAUUGAAUCUGUAGGACACAAAAGACUGCAUGAAGAAAAGCGCAUUGUUACUGUGCAGUUAAAUCUUGGGUUUGGCUUGCUUUCUUUUGAACAACAUUCUCGUCUAUCCCAGUGGUUACAGAUGCUGUCUCCACAACAGAAAUGGUGGUGAUGGCAAAAUUUCUAGAAUGUUUAAAACAAAAAAAUAGAAGAAAAACAAAAACACCCAUGUGCCUUUUCAAAACCAACUAAACUUCUGUAAAUCAUCUCUGGUUCUUUCAAAGUUUGUGUUUUAAGGAGCAGUGCAAACAGUGCUAUAGUACUUUGUAUUUUUGCUUAUAAUGACAACUACCAAUUCUUUCUCGUUUGUUACACUGAAAAUUUUUCAUUUACUGGCAGCUGAAGGGCCAUUUUCAAUUGGGAAAAUUCGUUUACAUCUGUGGUAAACUUUAUUUUGAUGAGAAAUUGCACUAAUAUUUUACCACCAGAUGGAAAAAAGCAUAGAUGAGUGUCAUUUAAAAAUUAAAUGUAUUUAAAAUAAAGUACAGAGGAAAAACAUGUAUAUAAUAUAUCAGGCUUUGUUUUGAAUGGAAUCUUUUCCCCCCAGUCCUUAAUGUAAAGAUUUUGUGCUAUAACUUUUAAAGCCAUACAAAUAAGAGUGCUAAACUAUGGACUUAAAAGUAGGUGUGUAAAUAUUUUUAAUCAGUAUUACUUGGAAAAUAAAGUAUAAUCACAUAAAAUCAAUAUGCUAUUUUCUUUACCUGUUAAAUAUUGGGAAAUAUUUACAUUUUUAAAGUAAACUUUAAAAUUAUGUGUU
This is a messenger RNA of Nannospalax galili (Upper Galilee mountains blind mole rat), 3413 nucleotides long. RefSeq names its product zinc finger protein 131 (gene Zbtb35). Gene Ontology annotation, biological process: regulation of transcription by RNA polymerase II. Gene Ontology annotation, molecular function: DNA-binding transcription factor activity, RNA polymerase II-specific; protein binding; RNA polymerase II cis-regulatory region sequence-specific DNA binding. Lineage: Eukaryota; Metazoa; Chordata; Mammalia; Rodentia; Spalacidae. Gene Ontology annotation, cellular component: nucleus. The record is from RefSeq and is a predicted model, not a curated record. The transcript has 7 exons. Bases 369 to 2231 code for a protein of 620 amino acids.